Molecule: messenger RNA, 213 nt
Organism: Penicillium subrubescens
Lineage: Eukaryota; Fungi; Ascomycota; Eurotiomycetes; Eurotiales; Aspergillaceae
Exons: 2
Coding region: 1-213 (70 amino acids)
Source: RefSeq, a predicted model, not a curated record
AUGGCUCUCAGGCGUUGUCCGGAUAGUUUCUUUGGUGCUAGUUGGGAAUCAUGGCUCUUAUCAAUCGAGGGAGGGGACGUUGUCGUUGUCGAAACGUUAUUCCAGGCACUUUGGGCAGUGAUGUUGUUGUCACAGCUUCCCUUGAACAUCAAAAUCAUCGGCAAGAGUGAUCGGUUCCCGAAAUACCGGGAUCCUGAGGAUGUGUACAUAUGA